Messenger RNA from Oryza brachyantha (malo sina), 1802 nucleotides. RefSeq lists its product as uncharacterized. The coding region runs from base 161 to 1627 and encodes 488 amino acids. NCBI's taxonomy places the organism in Eukaryota, Viridiplantae, Streptophyta, Magnoliopsida, Poales, Poaceae. The record is from RefSeq and is a predicted model, not a curated record. The transcript is spliced from 8 exons. Gene Ontology annotation, molecular function: protein binding.
ACAAGGAAGCAAAUCCCCCCCACGAACCCUAGCGAGAGCUCCUCCCCCUCCUCCUCGGAACCCUAACCUAACCCUAGUCCUCGCCACCGCGACUCCCCCCCCCACGCGCCCGCGGUGCGCGUGCGCGUGUGCGCGUGGCGGUGCGCCGAGGGGGAAGGGGAUGGACGGGCCCAAGCGGUCGCAGCUGCGGGUGCGGCUCCGCGUGACGGCCCGGCGGAGGGGCGCCGGGGGCGACGGCGCGGGCGGCGGCGCGCGGGGCGGCGACGGCGGCGGUCUGGGGAGGAAGCGGCGGCUCGACGCGCCGGUGGUCAAUUCCGCGGCGAAGCUGCAGCGGCGCGAGAUCGGGGGCAGGCAGCUCGCCGCGCGCGGCGGGGGCGCCGCGUCCGCCGUGCCCGAGCGGUUCCGGAACAUGCACCUCCAGGAAGAGUUUGAUACAUAUGAUCAUAAUGCCCACCUAUUCGUGAAGCUGCAAUUUCUCAAAAAAAGAUCGAAAAUUAUUGAGAUUGUUGCAGCAAAAGAUAUCAUAUUUGCUCUUGCACACUCUGGGCUCUGCGCUGCUUUUAGUCGAGUUACAAACAAGCGCAUAUCCUUCUUGAAUUUAAGUCCAGAUGAAGUCAUCCGGAGCCUGUUCUACAACAAGAACAAUGAUUCACUUAUUACUGUGUCAGUUUAUGCAUCAGACCAUUUUAGCACAUUAAAGUGCAGAACAACCCCGAUCGAGUAUAUAAGGAGGAAUCAGUUAGAUGCUGGCUUUCCUCUUUUUGAAACUGAAUCUCUGAAGUGGCCUGGCUUUGUGGAGUUUGAUGAUGUAAAUGGGAAAGUACUCACCUAUUCGGCUCAGGAUGGUAUCUAUAAGGUUUUUGAUUUGAAGAACUACUCUUUUCUAUAUUCAAUACCUGACACCAAUGUGCAGGAGAUAAAGAUCAGCCCAGGAAUCAUGCUUUUGAUAUAUGAAAGAGCACCAUGUCAUGUUCCUUUGAAGAUAUUGUCAAUUGAAGAUGGAAGGCCACUAAAAUCCUUCUCGCACCUGUUGCACCGCAACAAGAAAAUUGAUUUUAUUGAGCAGUUCAAUGAAAAGCUCCUUGUCAAGCAAGAAGAUGAGAACCUUCAGAUACUUGAUGUACGGAGUUCUGAGCUAAUUGAAGUCAGUGUCACCAAGUUUAUGACUCCAUCAGCUUUCAUUUUUCUGUACGAGAACAAUCUCUUCUUGACAUUCCGAAACAGGACGGUUGCUGUAUGGAAUUUUCGAGGAGAGCUCGUGACCUCAUUUGAGGAUCAUUUGCUUUGGCAUCAAGAUUGUAGCACCAACAAUAUCUACAUUACCAGUGACCAGGAUCUGAUUAUCUCAUACUGCAAAUCUGAAGCAGCUGUUGAUGACGGUACAGUACCUCCAAUUGGGUCUAUCAAUAUGAGCGACAUUAUGACUGGCAAAUGCAUCGCCAAGAUCGCUGCCAAUGACCCCACUCUUCGUAUUGGCCCUCGCAAGAAUGGCAGUGCUGAGAGGUCCUCGAUCUGGAGCACCAUUCCAGAAGCUCUGGAGGAUGUCACGGCACUGUUCUACGAUGAGGACAGGAACGAGAUAUAUACUGGCAACAGGCAUGGACUGGUGCAUGUGUGGUCUAACUAGGUAGUAAUAUGUAUGUAUAUACGACCAUCUCGAUUUGACCCGAAGAUUGGAUUAGCCAUUCUGCACCAUCAUCCCCUGCCUGGGGAUCAACUAGUUUUUGUUUUGUAUUUUUGGUCUUUUGGCAAAAAAGAAUGUUAUUCCCUUGUCAGCCAAGAGGAAAUGUAGUUACCCUGUA